Fonsecaea multimorphosa CBS 102226 is the source of this 1530-nucleotide messenger RNA. RefSeq lists its product as uncharacterized. Gene Ontology annotation, cellular component: nuclear pore; cytoplasm. The transcript has 8 exons. The record is from RefSeq and is a predicted model, not a curated record. Gene Ontology annotation, biological process: nucleocytoplasmic transport; regulation of DNA-templated transcription. NCBI's taxonomy places the organism in Eukaryota, Fungi, Ascomycota, Eurotiomycetes, Chaetothyriales, Herpotrichiellaceae. Bases 1 to 1530 code for a protein of 509 amino acids. Gene Ontology annotation, molecular function: GTPase activator activity.
AUGGCGGACUCCGGUGAUGCCAAACCUACUCCCUCGGCGGAUCAAUCUGCCUCGUCCGACUUGAGACCUGCCGAACAAGAGACCAACCUCGUGAGGAAUCCUCUGGGUGAUCCUUCGUCUGAAGCCCCCGCAAGUGAUGCCCAAGACACCAAAUCUACCACCUACACCGAAUCUGCUGCCAAAGCUGCCAGCAGCGCCGCGAGUACUGCCAGCGCAGCGGCAACCGGUGUCAAGGACUCCGUCUUCUCCAUGUUUGGUGGCGGAGCCAAGAAAGAGCGCAAAGUCGAAGACGAUGACAACGCAAAGAACGAGCCCAGCGGCAGUUCUAAAGCCCAGAAAAAGGAGGAUGAAGAAGACGACAAGGCCGAGGAGGAGGAAGCCGACGUCGAGUUCGAACCCGUAGUCCGACUAACCGAGAAAGUCGAGACAAAAACCAACGAGGAGAUGGAGGAACAGGUCUUCAAGAUGCGUGCCAAACUCUUCAAGUUCGACCGGGACUCGAGGGAGUGGAAGGAGAGAGGCACUGGCGAUGUCCGGCUGCUCAAGCACAAGGAGAAUGGCAAGACACGGUUGGUCAUGCGUCGAGACAAGACUCUCAAGGUUUGCGCAAAUCACUACGUCACCCCUGACAUGAAGCUUUCACCAAACGUGGGUAGCGAUCGCAGCUGGGUCUGGAAUGUUGCAGCAGAUGUCAGCGAAGGCGAGCCAGAGGCCCAGACCCUGGCAAUCCGGUUCGGAAACAGCGAGAAUGCAAAUCUCUUCAAGGAAGCGUUUAUCAAGGCUCAGCAAGACAACGAAUCCCUUUUCCAGAAUGUCAAAAUUGUCACCGAACAAAAGAUUAUUCCUGGUGCAGACAGCGGUGUCACGGGUUUCCCUUUGAGACACUGGUCUAUGAAAAUUUUCCUUCUUCACGCCGAUACCAAGCAGGAGAUCGAUGCAGACAUCUUUGAAUCGGUCACAUACAACCUCCACGAUUCAUUUGGCGACAAGGCAGUACAAACCUUCAAGAAGCCACCUUUCCGCGUCGCUGAAGAUGGAUGGGGUGAGUUCGAACUACGGAUUGACAUGAAAGAUCUCAGCGGCAAGGUUCACAACAUCGUCCACGAUCUCAACUUUGCCAACCCGCGCUAUGAGACCAAGCAGAUCAUCACCUUCAAGAACCCGAAAGGUGCUCUUCUCGAGGCGCUCCGCAAUUCCGGACCUAUUCCAGGGGAAUCCGCUGCCAACGGAACCGAGACCGCAGGGAAGAAACGCACAAGCGAGAUUGGAGGAACUCAGCAGAAGAAAAAAAAAGGAGACAGCAAAGUCAUUGACAUGGACAAGCUCGCCGAGGGCCUUCAGAAGCUCGGUGAAGAUGAUCUUCUCCUGGUUGUGCAGAUGGUGCAUGACAACAAAACUGAGGACUCGUGGAUGCGCAACGACGCCGAGCAGGGCGAAUUCCACGUCGAUCUCUACACACUUCCUGAGAAUCUCAUUAAGAUGCUCUGGGACUUCACAAACGAGAAGAAUGCCAUUUCAGCAUCGGCAUAG